UUGAUCGAUCACCAACUAUCAGGAAUAUUCAUUACGGACAAUAUAGAACGUUAUGAGUUUGGAAAUAUACAGAGGUUCACCAUAAUCUGGACAUCAAAACAAAUAUGUUCUGGACAGAACACCUUGGAAGAUCCAGCUCCAUGGAUACAGCUAGCGCAUGAGAGAACUUUGGAUUUUCAAGUGGAUUAUCUGCAAGGGAAAAAAUUUAAAGAUGAGCCAAUCAACAUCAAAAAAGUAUUAGAUAAAACUGAUGAGAACACUAGCAUCGUCAGUAUGUUAUCUCUGAUAAUGGAUUUAAGUAACAGAACGUUAUCUAAUCCAAACUUUCAGAAACUGCUGAGUAAUAAGAAUAUAUAUUUUGAUGUCAUCAUUAUAGAAUGGAUGUUCUCUGAAGUGUAUGCCGGACUUUCCAAUGUCUACAACUGCCCUUACGUCUGGUUCUCAACAGUGGAACCACAUUGGAUGAUAUUAGAUUUAAUAGAUGAAGCUCCGAACCCGUCUUACAAUGUAGAUGUAAUUUCUGAUAGCGUCCCGCCGUUUACUUUUGUGCAACGUGUUAAGGAGCUAUCUUCACAGGUUUUGGGCAGACUGUUACGUUAUUAUUACACAUCAUCUACGGAAAAUCAACUUUAUGAGGAAUAUAUAAUACCGCACAUUAAGAGCCGAGGUGGUGAAGUUUCCUCUUUGGACACUUUAAAAUAUAAUGCAUCAUUGGUGCUGAGUAAUUCUCACGUGUCCCUGGGUCUGCCAAUAAGACAUCCGGUCAAUUUGAUCCCUAUUGGAGGAUACCAUAUCGAUUCCAAAGUUAAACCUUUACCUCAGGUAACUUAA
Messenger RNA from Danaus chrysippus (African queen), 831 nucleotides. Lineage: Eukaryota; Metazoa; Arthropoda; Insecta; Lepidoptera; Nymphalidae. The record is from the annotation of a GenBank genome assembly.